AUCACAGUCCGCAUCUCACCGCCCAGCUGGCUCGCGGAUCGCAGCUACGUAUGGUGAGCCCAGAUCCACGCGAUGAAAUGAAUUCGAUGUGUUGGCUGUUGAGUGUUUUUUCGACAAGCAAUGACAGAUUCCGCGUCUGCAAUCGCGCAAAAAACAGCUGAGAAGUGAAGGGUCAACAACACCGCAUGCCAUGGUCGCCGCCAGAAACACUCCUGUCUCAUUCGUGGGCAGUCGGCGAAUGUUGUCGUCACUUUCUGUCACACUACAAGAGAACGACCUCCUCACUGGCUCUGGGAGGUGAAAAGACAGCUAGAACCAACAGUCAUUUCACGGGGGGAACGGGUAUGGUGGCAGUAGUUGGCCAACCUGUUUGAGCAAAUCACACCUGUGGCGAAUAACGAUCGCCCAUGCAAAACAGCCACGAGUCGGUUCCUGAUGCAAACCCUGUCUUCCCUUGGCCUCUUCUCGUUUGACCGUCUUGCGUUGGACAAGCUAGGUAGCCACGGCCUGGUACUCCGCGUGCACCUGUUAAAAGGCUUCUGGGACAGAGACCACGAGGACAUCUUUCGAAGCCACAGAAACAUGGAUAUCUACCAAAGCUACGGAGUAUAUAAUACUGAGAGACUCAUGAGAAUCAACGCGCAUACGGACACGAAUACUCCCCUGACAAUUUGUGAUCGUCAAGAAUCCUGGCGAAGAGCACCAAAGUUGGGAAUCCGGCUUUCGCCCCCUGGAACUAAUGACGACGGGCUCUCGUUCCUGGUUCAAGCAAAUGCGCGAUGCCAAAUGCAGGAUUAGCCUUGACCUUGUCCCUACUUUGCUCUUGUCGCGGCAACCAGGAGAAUGGGUCGGGGCGCUGCUGGUGCCGGCCAACGGUGCAGUUUGUUGCUGAUCAAAUCUCCAGUCCACCUUGGAUUGGCUUGAACCUCUUCCACAAGUAUUUUGACCUGUGGCGCUGACGAUAGAUACCUCGAGUCGAGUGGGCCAUGCUUCUGGAAGUUUGGGGAUCCGUUACGGCGUAGUAUUAUUACCAGUAGAUUUGUCUCGAAAAAUUGGCAAAGGUAGUGCCACACUCCAAAGAGAUUACUUGGUGCAGCUGCUGAACUAUAAGGUGUCCAUAGCGAGUAAAGAAACUGAAAGUUUGC
Messenger RNA from Exophiala oligosperma, 1145 nucleotides. RefSeq lists its product as uncharacterized. The coding region runs from base 436 to 798 and encodes 120 amino acids. The record is from RefSeq and is a predicted model, not a curated record. Lineage: Eukaryota; Fungi; Ascomycota; Eurotiomycetes; Chaetothyriales; Herpotrichiellaceae. The transcript is spliced from 2 exons.